CAGAAUUCCCAAGCCAGCAUGAAUCCCACAUGUGAAGACACCCAGGUCAUAACAUUGACAAGGUUGCCCGGCCCUGUCUUGAAGCACCUUAAACACUCAUUGGAGAUCAGACCGGCCCAACCCAACCGCCCAGAUGAGCUUCUUAGGUUGACAUCUUAAGAACAUAAUCUGAUUAAUGCUGUAAGACGCUCAGAAGCAGCUACUUCCAGUUCCAUCCAGUCCCGUAACUGGGAUUCAGUGGCUUUGCGGGGCUCAGCUGGCUGGUGGCACAUGAGCUGCAACGGAGCUGCUAAGAGCAACCCAGAUGGUCCUCGGCAGUUAACACAACCCCAGUUCCCCUCAAGGCGUCGGCUGCGGAUGGUGGCUGCGAGAGGAGCCCUCGGCCACCAACAUGAGGCCGACCGUGCGAAGGAGGGCCAGCCUCUCGGCCAACAUGAAGUUCAGGGUCUGUCAGAAGUGCUGCCGGACCCCCAACGACAUGGACCUCUUCAUCCCCUUCUCUCAGGAGAAGCUGGUCAAGCAGUGGAGCUCCAUGGACAAUUUGGCCGAUUGGGCCCAGGACAGCAGCGAUGAACUGUCCCACCCGUGGGAUCCGUGUUUCUUGACCCUCAACGUUGGAGGCCAGCACUUCCACGUCGCCGUCCGAGUGGUGGCCAAGUACCCCCUCACCAGGAUCGGGCAACUGGCCGUCUGCACGGAUCCCGUGAAGAAGCUGGAGCUCUGCGACGACUACUCGGUGCUGAGGAACGAGUACUUCUUUGACCGGGACCCUCUGGUCUUCCGCUACGUCUUCCAGUUCUACCGCAGCGGCAUCAUGUGCAUCCUGACUGAGUUCUGCACGGCCAACUUCCUGGAGGAGAUCGAGUACUGGGGGAUCCACAUGAAGUACACCCAGCAGUGCUGCCGGAUCCUCUUCGAGGAGCAGCACGACGAGAUGGUGGAGUACCUGAAGAUCCAGCGGAUGCUGGAGGCCGAACUGGAGACGGUCGAGAAGGAGGAGCACUUUGAGGGGAAGUUCCUGGGUCAGUUCCGGAAGGCCAUCUGGAACCUGAUCGAGAACCCUUACUCCUCCACCCUGGCUAAAAUCACGGCCAUCUUGUCCAGCUUGUGCGUCCUGUUCUCGGUGGUGGGGAUGAGCCUCAGCACGGUGAAGGAGAUGCAGGGCAAGACCGCCAAGCAGUGCAUGGAGCACAUGGAGACCGCCUGCGCCAUCUUCUUCACCCUGGAGUACCUCAUGCGGCUGGUCUCCACCUCCAGCCCGCAGCAGUUCUUCCGGGCGGCCUUCAGCGCCAUCGACCUGGUGUCCAUCCUGCCCUUCUACACCCAGGUCGUCUUUGAGUACCUGUACGAGGAGGACUCCGAAGACAACGAGGAGAUGCACCAGAUGCGCAACGUAGGGAAGCUGGGCAAGGUCCUGAAGCUCAUCAAGCUGAUGCGGAUCUUCCGUAUCCUCAAGCUGGCCCGGCACUCCACGGGGCUGAGGGCCUUCGGCUUCACCCUCCGGCAGUGCUGCCAGCCGGUCUGCUGCCUCCUCCUCUUCAUCGCCAUGGGCAUCUUCACCUUCUCCGCCCUCAUGCACUCCGUCGAGCACGACGUCCCGGGCACCAACUUCACCAGCAUCCCCGACGCCUGGUGGUGGGCGGCCGUGAGCCUCUCCACCGUGGGCUACGGGGACACAGUGCCGGAAACCUUCCUGGGCAGGGUGGUGGCCUUCGGCUGCAUCGCCUUCGGCAUCAUCCUCAACGGGAUGCCCAUCUCCAUCCUCUACAACAAGUUCUCCGACUACUACGCCAAGCUCAAGUCCAACGAGGACAAGACCACCGUGGCCCUCAAGGUCCCCCGGAAGCAGAACCUCAAGGAGAGGCUCCUGAACAAGAUGAACCAAUGCUGCUGACCCCAACAGCAGCAGCCGGGCAGCCUGGACCCCCUCCCUCCCUCCCGGUAGUCCCAACACCCCCUGCGGCUUCCUCCCCCACCCCCCGUGUUUCCCCUGCUGUGCCAGCCAUGCCAUCUUUGCUCCCUCGCACCCGGGACAGCCAGCCGGCCUCGUUGGCCCCUCCCGCCUUGCCCUCCUUUCCCUGCAGAUGCCCGGGGAGGGGGAAGCGGGGGGGGGGCAGAGAUGGCUGAUUCCUCCCCCCCCACCUCUCUUCCGUCUAUCCAGAGCUGAGCCGCCUGCCAUAAAACUGCAGCUAGUCCUUGACGGACAACAGUUCGCUUAAUGACCGUUCAAAGUUACGACAGCACCAAAAAACAUCACUUAUGACCGUUUUCCGCAGUUAACGACCCUUGCAACAUCCCCGUGAUCAAAAUUCCAAUGCUUGGCAACAGACUCCUAUUUAAGACGGUUGCAGUGUCCCGGGGAGAAGGCAACGAUUCACUUAACAACCAGGUCACUAGCUUAACGAAUGCAAUGAUUCACUUAACAACUGACAAGAAAGGUCGUAAAACGGGGCGAAACUCACUUCACAACAAGUCUCAGCAACAUAAAUUUUGGGCUCGAUUGUGGUCGUAACUGGAGGACUACAAGCACCUGUAACCCCAACACCUGUGUAGUCCUGGAUGGUUCAGCUUCCGCCUGGUCUUCUGAAGGCACACCUGGGAAGCAGGUGCUGGGAUCCGCUGGCAAGGCCCUGAUGCCCAAAGGAGCCUCGGAAACCACCUGCCCACCUGGGUUUUACCUGCCUCCCCUAAGCCAGGUGGAAGGCCUUCGGCCGGCUUUAUUUUGAAUCCCGCCUUUAUUAUUUUUAUAAGCAACUCGAGGUAACCAACCUAUCUAGCCCUCCUCCCUCCUCCUCUUUUCCCCAUCACAACAACCCUGUGAGGUAGACUGGGCUGAAAAAGGGGGGGAUUGGCCCAAAGUCUCCCAGCUGGCUUUCACACCAGCUAAGGAGGGACUAGAACUCCCGUCUCCUGGCUUCUAGACUGGCAAAAACUGGGGCGGGGGAGGGAGUCAGCCGGCAGAGCCAAUCCUGAGCCCAUGCCCGUGGGGGGGUCAGAGUCCUAAGGCCUGCAGCAGAGUCACCCUUCUAAAAGUGAGAUUUGGGGCUGGUGACUGGGGAGAGUUGGCCCUGAAGGCUGUAGGCUCUGCACCGGCCUUUUUUCAACCUGGGGAACUUUGAAGAACUUGAGCAGAGGGUUGGACUAGAUGACCUACAAGGUCCCUUCCACAGUCCUAUUCUAUUCUGUUCUGUUCUUUUUUGUUCUGUUCUAUUCUACUACUCUACUCUUACACCUCUACUCCUCUUCUACUCUAUUACUCUAUUCUAUUCUACUCUAUUCUACUUUAUACUACUACUCUAUUACUCUAUUCUACUACUCUACUCUACUCUAUUAAUAAGGGUGGAAUUCCCCAGCCAAGCCUUGUAGUUAAAAGAUUUGCCGAAUCGGUUUGGCGAGCGACCGUCCCAGGGAGCCUUCAGGAAGGACCGUCUUUACCCGAGUGGGAGAAUCGAGGAAAGACCGGCCCCCUAUCUGGGCCAGGUAGGGGAUGGGCACUGGGGGGGCAGUCCUGCCCUCCGCCUCUCCCUCCACCCUCGAAAUCCACCUUUCCCAGCAGAAUGAGCUGAUCCUGGGAACAGAGCGCCCCUCCUGCAAGGAUCACAUCCUCCUCCCCCCCCAUGUUGGCAGCAGCGGAGCACAGGUUGGGAUUUGGGGGGGGGACCUAUUCCUUGAAUUUCCCAGUUCUUUCAGCACCCCCCACCCCUCCUUUCCAUCUGCUCUCCCUCACACCUUCUGAUUUUGUUUACUGGGAAAAUGCCAUUUGCUGGUGCCCGAUGAGCCGUAGGUAAACUCUCCAUGCCCAGCAAUUCUCCUUUCUGGGGCCAGAUGAAAUCUUCAGCGUAAGGUUGCUGGACAGGGAAGGUGUACACACACACACACACACACACACACACAUACACACACACACACACACACGCAAACUCUGGCUUUUUCUGGACUGCACCUGUUUCCUUGCCAAUUUCAGGGCCGGUGGGAACAGAGCAGAGCAGGCUGCAGGUGAAACAUAGCCACAAAACUUUCUGCAAGGAGCUCAAAAGAGUUUUUGCAACUCUGUUGGGCCCGUUGGCAGACAGACCUGCCCCUCCUCAGUCCCCCCCCCCCAGCUGGCACCCCACUUGGCACUAAAAGGAGCAACACCGCCAGAAGCUUGGAAACAGUUUGCAUUUAAUGUGGAGACGGCAAGGAGGCACUUGGCAAAAUCAUAACCACCAUAAAAAACAAAAUAUUUACAAGUCUCGGGAAGCUUGUCAUAUAUAUAUAUACAUACAUACACACACAUACAUAUUUAUAGAUAUUUAUAUAAAUUAAAAGUUUGGCUAUCUACAGUAUGGUACAUUCCGCAGGACGCAACUUCUCUUCCCAGGAACACCGCAGCCACUGCUGCAUCCCGGAGCUUGAUGCCUUCGAGGAGACCACGUGGAAAUUGAAGGCUUCUCUGUUUGGUCCCAGCUGUUUGCUCUUUGGAGGUAGACUGCUGCGGAACAAGGAGGCUCGACUUGUUUCCCAUGAUGCUUAGCUGGAACGAACCCUAAAUAUAUUUUCUUCUUUUUCUAAUCAGCGUUGGGCCUAGCUAACCUCGUUCUUCCAUGAAAGCAUCGCCGUUUAAAUCAUUUUUAAAGCUGGCAAGACAUUUUUCUUGUGGCAGUCAGUUCCACAGAUUCAAUAAGCUUUGUCUUGCUCUC
Messenger RNA from Pantherophis guttatus, 4682 nucleotides. Its product is annotated as potassium voltage-gated channel subfamily V member 2-like. Gene Ontology annotation, biological process: protein homooligomerization; potassium ion transmembrane transport; action potential. Gene Ontology annotation, molecular function: delayed rectifier potassium channel activity; protein binding. Gene Ontology annotation, cellular component: voltage-gated potassium channel complex; membrane. Lineage: Eukaryota; Metazoa; Chordata; Lepidosauria; Squamata; Colubridae. The record is from RefSeq and is a predicted model, not a curated record.